Knipowitschia caucasica is the source of this 465-nucleotide messenger RNA. The record is from the annotation of a GenBank genome assembly. Lineage: Eukaryota; Metazoa; Chordata; Actinopteri; Gobiiformes; Gobiidae.
AUGAUGCGCUUCCUGCUGCUGUUCAGCCGCCAGGGCAAGCUCCGUCUGCAGAAGUGGUUCACUCCCGUCACGGAGCGAGAGAAGAAGAAAGUGAUCCGAGACAUGAUGCUGAUGGUUCUGACCCGACCCCCCAAGAUGUGCAACUUCCUGCAGUGGAGGGACCUGAAGAUCGUGUACAAGAGGUAUGCCAGUCUGUUCUUCUGCGCUGGUCUGGAGGACCAGGACAACGAGCUGCUGAUGCUGGAGAUCCUGCACAGAUACGUGGAGCUUCUGGAUAAAUACUUUGGAAAUGUCUGUGAGCUGGACAUCAUAUUCAACUUUGAGAAGGCCUACUUCAUCCUGGAUGAGUUCCUGAUGGGCGGCGAGGUGCUGGAGACGUCCAGGGCAGCGGUGGGCGGGUGUCUGGAGGAGGCCGACACGUUACAGGAGACUAUGGAGGAAUACAUGAGCCGCCCUGCCUACUGA